CUAUGGGUACCCAGUAGGUACCCGCGGGGUCUAUUAUGUAAUGAUGGCGGUAGCAUCUGGGGUGGUCUGCGGAAUCCUUGCCGAGUCAAUAAGGUGCUGAUUCUGUGACGUGAAGAAACAUCCCUUGACAUCGCCAACACAAAGCGCCCUCAAAAAACUCCACUAUCCAUCAAUUUACAGUAUCCAGGUGUCUUGGAUCAACUGAGAUACCUUUCCCUACCUUUCCACGUCCAUGGAUAAGUACCUCCUUGGUCUCACUGUCAGCAGGCAAACGCCGGUCCUGCGGGCCGACAAGUGACCUUGUUCCGGCCCGGCAACUGCAACUAUAAGAUAAGAUCCUCCGCGGGAUGCAAGCCCGCGGCGUUUGUCCCUUUCGAGUGUUUUCGAUGCCAGGCCCUCUGUUUCUCGGACUAGAUCUCUCUACCCAACAACUCAAGGCGGUCUUGAUUUCCGAAAAGAAUGAAAUCGUUCACGAGUCGGCGGUCCAUUUCGACAGCGAUCUGCCGCAGCACGGCACGAGCAGUGGGAGAAUACUGGGGCCAAGAGAAGGCGAGGUUACAUCGCCCGUCGCAAUGUGGCUGGACGCCUUGGAGCUGCUCAUGAAGCGAAUGAAGGGGGCGGGGGUUGCUUUCGGAGAGAUCGCCGCUAUUUCUGGAGCGGGACAGCAGCAUGGAUCAGUGUAUUGGUCUGCCACUGCGGAGAAUGCAUUGAGCAAAAUGGAUCCCGCGAAAUCUCUGUCCGAAGCACUCUCCCCGCAUGCAUUCUCCCUGCAGAAAGCCCCCAUCUGGCAAGACUCGUCAACAGGUCGGGAAUGCCGGGACUUGGAGGCAGCUCUGGGAGGUGCACAGACUUUGGCGGACCUGAGUGGCAGUCGCGCAUACGAAAGGUUCACGGGACCACAGAUCGCCAAGCUUCGCCGCGCCGAUCCCGCAACUUAUGCAGCGACAUCGAGAAUCUCUCUAGUCUCGUCCUUUAUACCCUCGGUCUUUCUUGGCCUGAUUGCCCCAAUCGAGAUCUCAGAUGCCAGCGGCAUGAACUUGAUGGAUGUGGUAUCUUGUAAAUGGGACGACAGGUUACUCGAAUUCUGUGGCGGACCAGAACUGCGCAAAAAGCUGGGCCCUGAGCCUGUGGCUGGCGGAACCAACCUGGGGAAGAUCGGUUCGUGGUGGGUUGCUCGGUGGGGAUUCAAUUCAGAAUGCAUCAUUGCUCCAUUCACUGGAGAUAAUCCUGCAACAGUCGUCGCACUCUCUGCGCCAGGCGACGCUCUGCUCUCUCUGGGGACGUCGACCACUUUCCUGUUGUCCACGCCACCUGCGCAGACACCGCCUUCACGAUUCACAACGUCUCAUCUUUUGACGCACCCAACCUCACCUCCGACCGCUUUCGUAGUGAUGCUUUGUUACCAGAACGGUGCUCUGGCGCGAGAGUCCGUGCGCGACCAACAUAACGCGGGAGAUUGGGCCAAAUUUAACCAAGAUGUGGAGAGCACCCAGCCCGGGAAUGGCGGGCAUCUCGGUCUCUACUUUCCGCUGCCUGAAAUCAUUCCCCCGGGUGUCGUCGGCAAUUUUUACUACGAAGUAGAUCCCGUCAAAGGAACAGCUGUCGCCGUCAAGGAUUUGCCGAAGCGUGCGCAUUCUCGAGCGAUCCUCGAGUCCCAACUUCUGUCGAUUCGAUCUCGCAUCGCAGCUAUCCUGCCGUCCAAUGCGCCUCCGCUACACAGGCUCGUCGUCGCCGGCGGUGCUUCGGGCAAUCCGGUGGUCCGCCAACUUGCUGCCGACGUAUUUGGCAUGCGUGUGUAUGUGUCGGGGACUAAAGAAGGCGCGGGGAUGGGUGGAGCAAUGCUCGCGCGUUGGGCUUGGUGGCGCGCCGAGAAUGGAGACUCCGGAAGCUUCGAAGACAUGACCGGAGGUGAUGUCGGUGAGCUGAAAUGCGUCGCUGAGCCCAACCCGGAAGUCUCCAAGGUGUACGAUGGAUUGGUCCAGGUUUAUCGCAUUUGUGAGGAGGAUGCAGUAAAACAGACUAAAAUUGGUACAGAGUAAGUUGUUAUCUGGUUGGAUAAACGGGUUUUUGUUGCGGGGUCUUUGGGAGUCCUGAUUGGGACACAGCUGAUGUGCUGUGACACUUUCGCGAUUAUCCGACGCACUGCGACAGAGGACCGCUCUUGAGGAGCGACAAGCGUAAUGACACGAAGAGGUCUGGGCCCCACGUUCCUCUCAAAACAAUAUUGACCCCAUAACUUACCUGCCAUCGUCUUGGACAGUGACCGAACACCACUGGUUUCGUCAGAAGCUUGAGAAUGGAGUCGCGUGGGUCACGUGACAUAACUGUAGCCGAUUGAUUGCGAGCGAAGCGCUCCGUUGCGCGCUACCUCUCUCCGCUUGUCAAGAAGCCCAUAGCAUACAUGACACUUAUGUGCACCAUUUGCAACCCUGAACGUCCUCUAGGCCGCUUUCCAAUAAACCUAAGCGCCGUUAUGUCAUGGCCCUGCUUUUCCGACCGCGCGUCUCGACGGGAUCCGAGGACUGUGACCGGAGAGCUCUGAGACAUGGGCAAAUAUGCCACAGAAAUUCAUUCAAUAUCCCAGGCGGCUCGCUAAUGGGCGUCUAAAUUUACGCGCAACGAGGUUGAUCGUCUCAAGAAGUCGUCUGAAGCAAUGAUGACAUCCAGCUCGUGGGCGUCUUUCUUACUGGAAAGGAAUUGCAAUUGCUGAAGUGGAAUGGACGUUGCCGGCCGCUUUCUGCGCAUGCAUGGUAGACAUACAUAGACUAUCGAUGCCUCGUGGCUGGUCUUUCAGGCGGCCUACAUAAACCGCUCUUUCAACCGGCAUUUGGAACCAGUUUCCACCCUUCUCUCAUGACCUAUACUCCUGUUCCUGUGUUUCCGGACUCGACUGGCAGUCAUGCUGUGGACUCCAAGACCCCUGACGGAUGGGCCGGGCAAUCGAAUGGUAUCAGUGAAAGUGAAGAUGACGAUGAUGACACGAAGAGUUGGACAUCAGCGCAUUCCGAAGUCGAGAAAGACGAGGUGCAGGUGAUAGACGAGCCCCACUCGACGAGCCCGAGCGACGCGCACGCAUUGGAACCGUAUCCCCAGCCGUCUGAGACCAAAGUCAAUAUGUUCGAGCCGAUGGAAGUCGACUCCGAGCCUUUGGUGAACACACAGAUCCACCAUGCGGAGAAGCUCGACUUAGCGUACCGCAUUCCCGGUCUACACCGUGUUCUAGAUCUUAUUAGUGAGAGUGGAAGUGGUGGUCUAGUUGACAAAAUCAUCAUCGCGCAGGAGUCCCUCGAGCGGCUGAUCAACGAACUCUCUCCGGGCGCCUACUCGUCUCUCACAAAAGUAGACUUCAAAACCUUGGAUACGCUGGACGUCAAGCCGCUUGGCAUCUACGGUAGCAAGGAUGAGAUCGUCGGCUUUCUGUUGAAACGAGGGGUCAUCAAAGACGACGUUGCCUUGAUUCUCAAACAGUCGGUUUCCAACGCGUCUGCUCCCUAUCUCCGGUCGGGUCUUUAUGUUCUCCGAGCGCCACUCGAGUCAGAGCAGAUAUUUCUUGUGUACUGGCCGGAACUCACGACCUGGAACGACGACGCUCUGUCGUCUGUGAAAAGGAACCGCGUGACUUUCAUGCGAUAUCUCACCAAGUUGGCCGACCAAGUCGUGUGCCUGGUCUCGUCCGAGCACGCGCGCUCGAUUGUGUGGAACGAGGACUCGGACGGACUGGAGACGCCCAUCGGUCUCGAUCUCGAUCUGCAAGAAGCGUCCGAUCGGAUGUUCUCGUUCGAAGUCGCCAAGACAAACGAGCAGGAGGAGGACGUAUCUACCCGAGAGGGCUUUGAGACCAUCUUGCGUGGGGUUGCCGCCGAGCCCACGUCCCAUGAGAAAUGCACUCUUGACAAUGCAGACUUGGAACCUACACUCAUCCGAGGAGAGACGUCGUUUGCGUUGCUGACAAAACGCUACGUAGAAGGUCGAGCUGAGGAACGACUCAUUCGAGGCGAGAAGAACAAUCCCGCGCAGUUGAAAAGGCUCUUGGAUGAUGGCACGAUUCGCAUCGCUGAUGGAGCAAACGACGAAACACUAGACAUUCUGAGAGAGAACGGAUUGGGUAAGCGUUAUCCCGGACCAUUCGAAGCCUGGAGGGCGCGCAACCGGGUCAGCAAGGACUCCUCGGAUGCUGCCUCCAAAGAGGAGCUGCAGAAAGUCGAAAAGCACGUCGCAAAAUCAAUGUCCGAGCUCGAGAUAGUUAUACGCGAAGCUAUCUGCGAUAGGACUCUGAAAAUGUUUCCGACUAUUCAGCGAUCGGCAUUGUCUCCGAAUGAUGGCGAGCAGCUCGAGCAUCUGCGAGCCCAAUAUCAAAAUUUCCUCGCGCUUCAUCCACAAGUACAAGACGAGCUCGAGAAGACUGCAUCACCAGCGGACAGAUCCUCCGGCCCCAAAAUCAAUCUUCCCAGAUUCCGCACGCUCAAGGAAUCCAUAUUGUGUGUGCGUCUCAUUCUGCGAGAGCAGCAGACACUCGAAGCAGAAGACCGCAAGGACUUGAUUGCACACGUGACGGAUCAUGGUGUUGAGUCGCUGACGUCAGCCCUGGUCAAGACAAAGCGUCAAGAUGACGCGAAACCGAAGGGGUUCUGGACAAAGAUUACGGCAUGGUUCACCGAAUCCGAUUCAACGAAUCCGGAAGAUCGGAUUCGGAAACAGUUGAAGGAAUCUCUGGCCAGCACUCCGGACGCAGCGUUCCUGCAGUCGUUAAACGAUGUGCUUGGAGAGAUACCGGCGUUGGAAGACAUGAUUUCGAGAGCGAUAGAGGCUGCAGUGGAAGGGCUCAAUGAAUCCAUCGGAAAAGCACUGAAACGCACCAUGGCGAGGGCACAAUUUGUCCAGGAAGCCGCACUCAAAGCCCAGAUUCAGCGAGACCAGGCCGUCAAACUUGAGGCUGAGCGCCGGUCUUCAAGAAUGCUGUUUCUCAAGGAAUACGACCAAGAGGUUGCCGAUAGCCCUAGUGUGAUGCUGAUCGGAAAGAUCGAGAGUCAGACAUCGACCUAUCCUUCUCACACGCCAAGCUUGUACAGAUUAUAUGCUGUCCAGAAGACGGUCUCGAAACCAACGGUCGAAUGCAACGUGCAUUCAGUUCAAUUGACGACAGAAGAUCGGCACUCUAUGCAGCUUGACCCAACAUUCGUACCGACUCCCCGGUUCCAGCCCAGUCGGACACAGACGUUCAGUCUCGGUUUAGUUCACCGGAUUGUGCUGGCACAGCUCAUUCAAGUGCGCGACAGCGACAAGCUCUUGUUCGUGAUCGAAGAUGCCGAGCAUCUGUGUGUCUUCCUGGACAGUCCCUCGAACAUUGGCCAGGCGAUAUCGCGCGGUCGUGCGGGUGCCAAAAAGCUGUUGCACCGAGACAAGAUCGGGAAGGACGUUCUGCUGGCGUACAACGAGCAGAAACGGAUGCUGAUGAUCUGCGCUGCUUCUCAGCUGAAGUUGCAUCUGUACUUGUUCGACGAGAUGCUUGGCGCGCUCUCCGCCUGGGGCAGCCCCGUGGAUCUCAAUCCUUGGUACAGUUCCGGCACCGCCAUCGUCCACAGCUGCUUUGUGCUCGGAUCAGAGGAGAUACUGUUCAUCGACACCGGGGCGCAGGCGAGGAUCUUUUCUUUAGUGACGCAGCAGUUCCGCCCUGCAUCGUUGACUCUGGAGCUCAUUCCGACUGCGCUGCACACGUCGCCGGACGGAGCGUGCCUGAUACUCGCAUUCGGCAGUGGAGAUGGUGUUGUGCAUCGUGCAUAUCACUGGGACACCUUUGGGUCAUCCCAAGGCAUCGAACUCGGCGUCGUCGACAUCCCAACUGGCCCGACUGUGCUCACGUCUUUUGUCAAUCGACGCAGCGCUCAUUUGGUUAGCCUCGAUCCAGCAGUCUCUCGCUGUCGCUCCGUUGCAUUGGACAUCACGAAGAAAACGACCGAGUUUAUGUUCCAGGCCACCGGCGGCAAGGCCACCUCCAGCUCCCAGACGCAAGACACAGCGCACAACUGUCUGAUUGACGUGCAUGCGGAUGUCUGGUCCCGGUUCCCUGUCGUCGCAGCUGUGCAGAGGCAGACCAUCUCGACCUCCGGCGACGCCCGGCGCUCGCGCCAACUCGUCUUCCGGACGGACCGGGAUCGGGACCGGUACGCUCCCCACUUUGCCGAGCUGAUCUCAGCGUUCGAACAGCGAACGAAGAAACCGACGGGCGACGCGCUGAAGAGCAUCCGAGUCUCAGCAGCUGACUCACUCUCGCUGGACCCUGCGCACAUCUCGCGGUUCCGGGCUGGCGAAUGGCUCGUCGACCUGCUCUGUCUCAUCCCCAUCCAGAUCGCAGUCACGCGCGAGAACCGGUUCCUCCCGCUCAAGGACGGCAUCAUGUCGGCGGAGCUGGAGCGUUCGUUGCUGGGCGCCGAGGUCGGGCAGAUCGUGGACGCGCUGUCGUUUGGUUGGUAUGAGAGUGUGUUCCAGUCGUAUAUGACGGCCAAGAAGGUCAAGGUCGUGUCGUCCAUGGGCGAACAGAGUGUCGGCAAGUCCUUUGCGCUGAACCAUCUCGUCGACUCGUCUUUUGCGGGCAGCGCGAUGAGGACCACUGAGGGCGUGUGGAUGUCGGUCACACCGACGGAUGAGGCAUUGAUCGUUGCACUGGAUUUCGAGGGUGUGCAUAGUAUCGAGCGGUCCGCGCAGGAAGACACGCUCCUAGUGCUUUUCAACACAGCCAUCUCUAAUCUGGUCCUCUUCAGAAACAACUUUGCCAUCUCGCGCAACAUCACGGGGCUCUUCCAGUCGUUCCAAUCGUCAUCCACCGUGCUCGAUCCCGCAGCGAACCCGUCGUUGUUCAAGUCGACGCUGACGAUCAUCAUCAAGGACGUCGUCGAGUCGGACAAGACCGAGAUCGUGCGCGAGUUCUCGACCAAGUUCACCAAUAUCGUGCGGGAGGAACAGGAUGCCAAUUUCAUCUCGCGGCUGCAUGCCGGCCAGCUGAACAUCGUCCCGUGGCCCGUGAUCGAGUCCAAGGGGUUCUACACGCUGUUCCCGGCGGUCAAGAAGCUGCUGGACAAGCAGACCGUGACGCACAAGACGGCGGGGGAGUUUUUGCAUACGCUCAAGACGCUGAUGGCGAAGCUGAAGGCCAAUGACUGGGGCUCGCUCUCGCAAACGCUGGUCGCGCACCGAGCGCAGAAGCUGCUCGCGGGACUGCCCAGUGCGCUCAUGUUGGGCUACCUGGAAGCGGACGAGCCCCUGAAGAAUUUUGACACCGAUGAGCCGAUCGAGGAGCCGGAUACGUUUGCUCAGUUUUUCCUACCUAGCACCGUCGAAGACGCGACCGCGCAGUCCCAGAUGCGUGAGCGUGCGCUCGCCGAGCUGCAGCGAUCCUGGGCGCAGUACUCUUCGCGACACACGGCCUCUGAAGGCGAAUGGGUGACUGGGCUCGCGCAGUUCCUGGAGCAGCUCACGGAAGAACGGAUCAGGCGCGUCUUUGCCUGGAUCUCGUCGAAUCUUUCGCGUUUCCAGACGAGCCAUGACAAUGCGGAGCACCUGCGGCGAAUGUUCGAGAGCGAGAUCGUGGACAUGAAAGGGGGCGUUGAGAUGUGCGGCGUGCAGUGCAGUGCCUGCCAGCUGCGGUGUCUGCUCAGUCGGCGGCACGAUCUGAGCGAGGGCAAGCACGACUGCCGCACUGACCACAUGUGCCAACACGUCUGCGAGUUUGCGGACGAGCAUCCUGGCGAAGAGAAGAAUUGCGGGUUGCCUGCGGGCCACUCGGGCGGCCACAUAUGCGCGGUCGAUUUCCACUUGUGCGGUCAGCCGUGUGCGCUGCAGGACAAGUCCGGUUGUAUGCAAAGUUGUAUGAAGGUUGCCCAUCACGCGGCUGACGAAGGUCACUUGUGCAAUGCCCGGCUACAUAAAUGCGGCGAGCCGUGUGCCCUGAUGAAUGUGACGGUGAAAGGGUCCAACGAACAACACUCUUGCUCACGCACGUGCGCUGUUUCGAGCGACGAGCCGCACAGUCAACACGCAUGUGACUCAUCAACAUGCCCGCUGCCCUGCGAGCUGUGUAAACGGCUGUGUGCCAACACAGAUCACCUGCACGGGCUCAUCAGGGGUGCUGUGCAUCUGUGCGGGCAGUCGCACAACUGCAGUGCACUCUGUCAGGCCGACGGGACGUGCGAGAUUGCGACCGCGCCGCAGUCUAUCGAGGCGACGUUUACCGGCAAACACGAGACGUUCCAGUACACCAAGUACUCGCAGGUCGCCAAGCGGCUGAGAUGUGUGCACCCGAUCCCCGCGGGCGAGCGCCAGCACGCGGGGAAGCACAGCCACAGCACGGACCCCGCGCCGUUCCAUUUCUGCGAGACGCGGUGCGAGUACUGCGGGUACUUCUGCACGCUCCCGCGCAACCACCCGCAGCAGGAACACGAGACGCACCACGGGUCCAUGAGCCGCAGCAGCUGGUCGAUCGACGGGCCCGACGGGUCCGUGCUCGAGCUCAACGGGCACAAGUUCGGAAGCGAGGAUGACGGCGCGCCGAUGAUGUGCAACCUCUACUGCCACGAAAUGGGCAGGCACGUCCACCUCGAUUACUGCCGUGCCGAUGACAAGAGCACGUGCAACGAUGCUCACACCCAGCAUUUGUCAGCCCGGAUGAUGCCGAAUCCGGACAAGGCCAAGGACUGGAUCUCGCAUUCCCUAUAUUGGCAGAGAAGCGGAUUCAAAGAUCCAUAUUCCCGGCCUGACCAGCUCAACUUUUCCAAGUGUGAUGCCAUGUGCCCGGAUACCGAGCAUGCAGCUACGGCAAACAACCCAGCCCACCCCUCGUAUUGCACUCUGCCACUGUUCCAUCCACCUGCAACGCAGGCCUCUGGACUGGGAUACGUGUCGAACGACGGGCACGUGUUCAACUGCAAGAACCCGGCGGUCAUGCAACAGGCAUUCCAUGUCAUCUUUGUCAUCGACCGGUCCGGUUCAAUGGGCUCUACGGACCGCCGCCCGCUGCCAGGCACGCCCAGCACGGCGCUCAUUCAGCAGACGGCCAACAACCGACUGGGGGCCGUCUACUCUGCCCUGCACGGAUUCUGGAUCUCGCGCACCACGGCACUCGGGGCAUCGCAGGGCACGGCCCCGGUCCGGCGGGACGCCUACAGCGUCGUCCUGUUCGACCACGCGCCGACGGUCUGCAUCGCGAACGACUUUGCGCACUCGCCGGACGAGCUGCUGCACGCGAUGCUCCCCUACCACGCCGGCGGCGGCACGAACUUCACCGCGGCGAUGCAGACCGCGCAGACGCUGGUCCGGGACCACUGGAGCGCCGAGCGGAGCCCGGUCGUCAUCUUCCUCUCGGACGGCGAGUGUCAUGUCGCGGACGAGACGGUGCAGGAUGCGUGUCGCGGCGCGGUGGCGCUCGGGCGCCCGCUGUCGUUCCACUCCGUGUCGUUUGGGCGCGACGCGCAAUCGGCGACCCUGCGCCGCAUGGCGCAGCUGGCGCUCGAGGUACAGCGCAAUGCCCCGGUAAGCAACCCGCUGAUGCCGGCUGCGGCUGUCGUCGAUUCGUCGUAUUCGGUUGCGCUGGACACGGUCAGGCUUGCGGAGACGUUUUUGGGGUUUGCAGAGUCGUUGAGGAAGCCCAGAGGCGCUUUAUUCAAAUCCAUCUGAGUGCGAUGCGUGAAUGUAACCCAUAGCUGCCUUGUUUUUUCUGCAGUAGACUUUUCUCAGUUAAAACGACGUCGACACUUU
Mycena citricolor is the source of this 9747-nucleotide messenger RNA. The record is from the annotation of a GenBank genome assembly. Lineage: Eukaryota; Fungi; Basidiomycota; Agaricomycetes; Agaricales; Mycenaceae.